AUGGAAGUUGAUGAUUUUUUCAAUCCUCAUGGAGGUAGCACCACCGACUCCUUCUCUCCUUCUCAACCAACCAUAGCUGAGUUGAGUGCCCAGAUGACUCAGCUCCUACAGAUGCAGACUUUGGCCCCGAAUCUGAUCCUGAAUCAGAAUCCUAUUUUGAUGACCCCGAACCCGAUCUGGAAUCAGGAUCCUAUUUUGACAACCCCGAACCCGACCCCGACUAUGAUGACGACAACCUCGACCUCGACUCCGAAGAUGACCCCGACCCCCACUCCGAUGAUGACCCCGACCUCGAAUUGGUCUCUAAUUCAAACCCCGACCCCGAUUUCGACUCCGACUCCGGCCCCGACUCAGGCUCAGAUCCCGAUCCGAAUUCCUACUCAACCUGUAUCCUAUGCAUCUUCUGCUACACAGAUUAUGACUUCUUGA
This is a messenger RNA of Prunus armeniaca (apricot), 429 nucleotides long. Lineage: Eukaryota; Viridiplantae; Streptophyta; Magnoliopsida; Rosales; Rosaceae. The record is from the annotation of a GenBank genome assembly.